Molecule: messenger RNA, 3838 nt
Organism: [Torrubiella] hemipterigena
Lineage: Eukaryota; Fungi; Ascomycota; Sordariomycetes; Hypocreales; Clavicipitaceae
Source: the annotation of a GenBank genome assembly
CCCUAUCAUGUGAAAACGCACCACUAUUGCUGCAACAUCCCAUCGCCAAGCGGGACGUUGACCAGGGCUAUUUUUCAUUUAAACUGCAAGUUAAACGAAAAAAAGCUCGCACCUAUAGUACCGGCCGCGCGAGCCAUAAUUCAAAGCAGCACGGACUGCUAACUGCGAGUCUGGUUCGUCCAGCCUUGCCGUGUAAGCCACCAACACAACAAAACAAUGGGGGCUCUCAGUUGAUCCGCGGCUUGUUUUGUCGUGUGUAUCUUGUGAUUUUGUAUACUUUGCUUGCGAGGUAAGUAUUAAAAGUAAAGUAUUGUUUUGUUUUGUAACGAUUCGCAUAUGUCAACGGAUAUCGGGCGCCGGGUGUUGCACAUCAUCGGCGUUCUGCUCAUCCCGGAAUCGCCGCGGCUGCCUCUAUCCACCACCAACAGGAUUUUCCCCUGGUCUCCGGCCCGUCCCCUGCUGCUGUCAUCGAACAACGCUUCCGGUUCAUAUUCUUGCGCUGUGUAGGCGGAAGAUGACGAGAUAAAAUUUAAUCCAACUAUGUAACAAGGGACCUGUAUCCUCCGCAGAAAUUCUGCCCUAGUCUUUCUUGUUAACACCCGACUACACACCGCCAACGACUUACAUCACCAUGAUACUCGGUAACAUUCUCGCCCUCGCGGCCCUAACAAGCUCUGCGCUUGCUGCACCGGCCUCACAGAGCGCCACUUCUAGCAGAAUCAUUCCUGGUAGCUACAUCAUUACACUGAAGGAAAAUGUCGAGGCACGAGCAAUGCAAGCACACAUCAAUUGGGUUGGUGCGGUGCACAAGCGCAGCAUCAAGAAGAGAGAUACCACUGGCGUGGCUAUUGAGUAUGCCGGUACCUUCAAGGGCUACGCAGGUAGCUUUGACGAGGACACGAUUGCGCAGAUUCGCGACCAUCCAGACGUUGUCAACGUUGAACAGGACAAGAUGUGGCAUCUUGCGUACCAGAAGCCUUCGCAGCAGCCUAUCCGCCGCGCAGGCCUAGUCAACCAAAAGCGCGCCCCGUACGGCCUAGGGUCCGUUUCUCACCGCACAGCCGAUAUUUGGGAAUACAUCUACGAUGCUACGGCUGGCCACGAUACAUAUGCCUAUGUACUUGACACCGGUAUCCGCAUCACACACAACGAGUUCCAAGGCCGCGCAAAGAACGUAUAUACUGCCUUCCCGGGCCAGUGGAACGAUACACACGGCCAUGGCACACACGUCUCGGGCACCAUUAUCGGCAACGAGUUUGGCGUGGCCAAGAAUGCCACGGCACUGUCCGUCAAGGUCUUUGAGGGCGAGGACUCGCCUACAUCGACUAUUCUCGGUGGCUACAACUGGGCCGUCAACGACAUUAUUGCCAACAACAGACAAAAUAGCUCCGUCAUCAACAUGAGCUUGGAGGGAGAAGAGUCCCAGGCGUACAAUGAUGCUUUGGAAAAGGCGUACAAGGCGGGAAUUCUGAGUGUGGUGGCAGCUGGAAACAAAGCUAAAGAUGCUUCCAACGUAUCGCCAGCAAGCUCACCAUACGCAUUUACUGUGGGUGCCGUCGACCGAGACUGGAUCUUUGCGGAGGAGUACUCCAACUACGGCAAGGCUCUGGAUAUCCUGGGCCCUGGCACCGACGUCCUCUCUGCUUGGAACGACGGUGAUGGUAUGUCCCGCGUUAUCAGUGGCACUUCCAUGGCUACACCUCAUAUUGUCGGUCUCGCCCUCUACGCCAUGUCCAUUUACAACAUCCACGGUCCCAAGGCCAUCACCGACUUCAUCUUGUCGACGGCAACCAAGGGCGCCGCUACAGGUAGCCUACAAGGCUCGCCCAAUCUCAUUGGCAAUAACAAUAAUAAGCUGCAGCCCAGCCGAAAGCCUUGAGAUUGGUCAUUGUGAUUUUUGAAUUCUUUCCGGCUUGCUUUGGCGUUGAUAGACUUGCAAUGAGUGAAGGCACUUACGUAUUUAGAAACGGCGGCAGGAUUUGAAAUAGGACUGCCUUGAUAGCCCCAUAUUAGAUGCUAUAGAGUAGAUGUAGCUUAUGUUGCUGCUUGGUAGCAUGAUUAUGAUAAAUAUAAACCAGAUAAGACUCUUUUCGAGACAACCAAGGAAAACGAGACUAUGUGCAUGUUCUCAUGUCUAUGAUAUCAGACAUACAGGUGCUCGGCGGCGGAGUCGGCUCUAACCGAAACGCACUGCUUGCCCAGUUAGUCCUAGUCUUGGGCCCAUUCAUGCAUGCAGGCAGAUGCAGCAAAACAACGUGCGUCCCAGAGGCGGCGCAACAGCAGUACCGAUCGCCGCUCUAUCAGACGUAAAAAAAAGCCCGGAUGAUACGCGCAUCUGCAUACUCAUGGCUGUUAGCUUAUGGAUGAUUUAAUAGCUGAAGCAUUGACAUGGCUACGACUGUGCAUCGGGGUGGUUCAAGCCUGCUCCGUUGUUGCAUGGGGUUGCUUGGAGGUGGCGUCUCUCACUUGGAGGGCUAUAGCGAGUUACAGGAUGCUGUAAGGCGCCGUCAUGCCCAACGACGGGUGUCUUGUCGGUGGCUUGCCGGUCAAGGCAACAACAUGUGUAAAGAGGCCCAAAAGGGCGCGUGAGUAUAGGGCUAUGUCUAUGAGCACAUGUGGUCGAUAUGGUUGCUCUUGGUUCUGGAGCCCGGUUUUCGGAGCGAGACUUCCAGAAGGCUUCCAAGACAUGGGUGUGGCGUCCACAUAGGUGCGCCUUUGAACACGUUCUAGAUGAUGAGGCACCCAGGCGCUGGGAAAGCUUUGCCUGGCCUUGCGGCUCACGAGCUUGCUUCUGCCGAGCUGUCUGUCGCUGAUUAGGGCACAAUUUGUGAUCUUCGUCAGCUAAACCAGUUCUGUUGUCCGUGCGCCGGGUGCCCUGCUGUCCUGGGGAUCGCGGCACAAUUUGUAUUAUAGCUAUAUCCGCCGUCUUAUUCAGAUUCAGGAAGGUGCCUUUUGGCUUGGCGUCUGGAAGUGUGCUGACGGGGAGCCGGCUGUGGGAAGCAAGCAGGGUUCGUAGCAGAGCGCUGUUGGGGCCCGAGGUGAGAGCAUCUGGGGCCACUACAACCUCAGGUCCCCAUCUGUUGACCAUUCAGAGGGCGAGACAGGUUCGGUCGCAUCUGAGAGCAUGGCAUCAUCUGUUUUUUACUCAAUUCAUUUCAACUCACCGAGGGCGCCGUAGUAUUGGGCUGGAUCUUCAGGUUACCACAACCCCUUGGCUUCUAAGCGCCGUCAAGAGAUGCGUUUCAGCUGAGGGUCCUUGAGACGACGCUGUACUCUGGUCAGAUCCCGAUAUAGACAUUCGAUGGUUGGCCUGGGAGGCAAAUUGGACGCCUAGUUGUAGGUUACGUAUCGCAGUGCCUGACCGGAUGGCCAAUGCCUGAGGAACCAUGGACAUGCACCGAGACACAGGCAGCGUGUCUGUCUGCGCAAGCGAGAGCAACGAGGGCCAUGCUUGCUAGGAGAACUGGAGCCGAGGAACCAACCUAGGCUGCUGCCACAGGGCAGAGAUCCAAUCUGUAAUGGAGCUCCGAAGCCCUGUCAGCCUGCCCUUCUGGGCUCAAGUUCCAAACAGGCGGGACGGGGAUGCCGAAGAACUAACAAUGCUAAACAGGGCGCUAAGAGGGGAGCGGGUCAGGCACUGACUGGGUGCUGUGUCCUAAAAGAGGCAAUGGCGCACAAGCUAAGAAAAGAGCUAUUUUGCCGUUGCUUGUCAUGAAGGCUAUAAUGAAAAAGAGGGGUACGGUACGCGUGUGUAUGUGAGUGUGUGUGCCGGUUAUCGGUGUUGCAGGCUAUUUGAUGGAUGGGUGAAAUGAGGGGGCGGAGAAGAGAUGCAGAAGAA